This is a messenger RNA of Cyclopterus lumpus (lumpfish), 1679 nucleotides long. Its product is annotated as SPARC-related modular calcium-binding protein 1-like. Gene Ontology annotation, biological process: extracellular matrix organization. Gene Ontology annotation, molecular function: extracellular matrix binding; protein binding; heparin binding. The transcript has 11 exons. Gene Ontology annotation, cellular component: basement membrane. The coding region runs from base 225 to 1577 and encodes 450 amino acids. The record is from RefSeq and is a predicted model, not a curated record. Lineage: Eukaryota; Metazoa; Chordata; Actinopteri; Perciformes; Cyclopteridae.
UGUUAGUGAGGGUCAGUGGUGGACAGGUUUCAACUUGUGAUCUGAAUGUGGGCACGAGGACCGGAAAUGGGCAGUACCUUUUGGAAAGGGGUCUGACCUGCGCGCGCCGGAGGACCUUUCCUUUUAGCAGCUCGAGCCCACCAAACGGCACCAUGAGCGGGUCCUCUCCUUCGACCUUCACCCUCACGCGCUAGCCGGGGCCGCUUUGGAGCUCAUCCCUCUGGAUGAUGCUCGCGCUCCCCUUCGCCUGCCGCGCGCUGCUCGUCGUCCUGCUGUCGGAGGCGGUUCAGACCGACAGACCUGCGCCUUUCCUGAUCACCGAGAACAUGUGGCCUCGUGGUUGUGCCCUGGACUGCCAGAGGGGGCGCCACAGAGCGGUGUGCGGCAGCAACGGCAGGCUGUAUAAAUCGCUGUGUGCUUUCCAGAGGGCCCGGUGCAUCAACACACAGCUCCGCCUCGCUCCACGGGCGCACUGCUCAGACCCGAGUCAGUCCAAAUGCCAGCUGGCCCGGGCUCAGGCCCUGGAGGCCAGCGCCCAGCACAGCGGCGGCCAUGUCAGCCCGGCAGCGGCCGCCUUUGUGGCAGAGUGCGGUGCGGACGGCCACUUCCUGCCAGUGCAGUGCCACAACCAGACCAGGUACUGCUGGUGCUCCAUGCCCGACGGCAAACCUGUCAGCGGGACCUCGGUCCUCCACCUGAUGCCCGACUGUACCGAACACAUCGCCAAGUUGGCUCGGACCAGCGAUGCAGAUUCGGCUCCAGUUAAAGAUGAAGUUGGUGAACCAGGACUUACGUUGGAGCCCAGGAAGCCUACAGAGCGGACCGCUCCCCACCUCUGGGUGACCAUCCUGAUGAACUCCGACCCCCGGGGGAACCGCUCCAUCAGACGGCCCACUGACACUCCUCAGACGUGCGAACGCGAGCGGGCGUCGCUGCUCUCUCGCAUGAGCUCGUCCUGGCAGGAGGAGCGCUUCGUCCCAGAAUGCACUGCGGACGGCCGCUACAGCCCGGCGCAGUGCCACGCUGCCACGGGUUACUGUUGGUGUGUCCGGGUGGACAGCGGCAGGCCGCUGCCAGGCACAUCCACGAGGAAUCGCAUCCCAGAGUGCACUGGGGCAGAGGAGGCACCAACAGACAGGAGGCCCAGGAAAAACCCUCUGCCUGGGUGUCCCGGAGCUCGUAGGAAGCACUUCCUGCAGAGUCUGGUGAGAGCUCUGCAGCUGGAAGCAGAGCAUGCUGGAAGUCUGAGUCUCCACCAGCCCUCAAACACGCCUCCCUCCGGCUCUGCCUCUCCAUCCUCCAACGCUCCAUCCUCCUCCGCUCCGGAUGACGCUUCCCCCGCCGCUCCGGAGGCUGCGGAGUUCUCCGGGCCGGAGGCGGCGCUGCGGUGGCGCUUCGGCCGGCUGGACGCGGACUCCAGCGGGUCGCUGAGCGAACGCGAGGCCCGACCCCUCCGGCAGUUCCUGCGACGGAGGCUGAAGCCGCGACGGUGCGCCAAGAAGUUCGCCCAGCACUGCGACGGGGACGGAGACCGAGGCCUGACGCUGGAGGAGCUGAGGGUCUGCCUGGGCCUCUGAAGAGAGCGACAGAAGAACUCCCCCGAUGACGAAGUCCGACUCCUUCACUUUCACGGUUCAUUUCAUUCGUCCAUGACAUCAAGGACAUCGUCUCAUUGCAUC